Rotaria socialis is the source of this 627-nucleotide messenger RNA. The record is from the annotation of a GenBank genome assembly. NCBI's taxonomy places the organism in Eukaryota, Metazoa, Rotifera, Eurotatoria, Philodinida, Philodinidae.
AUGUCUAUGGGACGUAUUCUUCUGACUGGUACCUUUCCAAAUUUAACGCAUCUUAAUGUGUCUAACUUUGGACAACACAUCACUUUAAAUUAUUUUACAGAUCAGUCAAUCUUUCGACACAUUUUCAAGCAUCAAAUAACAGAACUUAUUCUGGAAAAUUGUGAUCAGGACAGUGAGACAAUCUUAUUAGGAGAAUAUACUGAAAAUGUUUAUGCACCAAUCUUGACUUUUUUCGAAAAUUUAACACAUUUAAGUAUUGUUGAAUCAUCAUCGAUUACUGAAUAUCCACCUUUGUCAAUAUGUGAUUUACCAUCAACUACCUUUUUUUCUUCUACUCUUAAAAAAUUAUGCAUCAAUGUAGAAAGUAUAAAUGAUUGCUUUCAUUUACUUGAUGGUCGUCUUCAACAAUUGACAACACUCAUUGUUCAAAUUGGGUUUAUUGACAAUGAUUCACCUAUUGUUCAUAAUACCAAUGAUCUACCUAAUUUGAAAUGUUUUUCAUUAAUAUGCUAUGAACAAACUGAUGCAUAUGACAGCCAAGUGAUACCUAUACUUCGUCGUAUGACAUACUUGGAAAAAUUAACUUUGUAUAUUCGUAUUCAUAAUCGAUCUAAUUACAUUUGUUGA